CCUCGCGACUUCCAUCUGCGUAUCUGCGUACACAGAAAGAUACUUUCGUCUUUUCUGCUAUUUGAUAAAUUGUAUAUUGUCCUGCAGCGCUCGGGUUGUUUAAACUCUUUAUUGUGGCGAUCAUGUUAGCGCUACCGACGCUAUUGGCUACGCUCGCUGCAUUUGCAUCUUGGACGACAGCAGUAUCGCAUUCCAUACUUGAGAUUGAUAGGAGAGAACCGAUAAAUUCGACAACGAGUGCGUGGGUGUACGGCGCAAAGCAUGGAAACAUUACCUUCGCUGUGACGGCUGUGACAAGUUCCGGUGACUUAUACUUCCAUCUCGAGGCCCCAGCGGAUAACAAUUAUGUUGCCAUUGGCACGGGAGAGGAGAUGGAUGACAGUUUGAUGUGGAUCGUAUACAGGAGUUCGGACGGGAAAGGUGUCACACUCUCCCCUCGCACUGUAGACGGCAACGUCGAACCGUCCUACGACGACAAAACAGGCUGCCAGCUCAACACCAACGACGGCAUCACCAACGGCAUCACCUCACUCGACAGCAAAGACAUCUACGCCGUCAAUGGCUACUGCAAGGGCAUUAAUGGUAAAUCCUAUAGGAAACGGGAGAGUGAUGGUGGCGGUGGCGGGAAGGGCAAAAUCUCCUUCUCAUCCACCAAUCAGCCCUUCAUCUUCGCCCUCGGUCCAGACGACCGCGACCUCAGGUCCAGCUCCAUGAGCGCUGGAAUUCGGCGACAUAUCCUCUACGGCACAUUCAGCAUGGAUCUAAGCAAGGCAAGUGUGCAAGACUCUGAUGAUGUCUUCCAGACACAGUUGAGUUCGGUGGGAGGUUGGACGAAUCAUAAUGCGCAGACGUUGGAGAAUCCGAAGAAUGAUCGCGAUUGGAGUGCCCCGAUUCAUACUGUCGUGAUGUGUGGGACAUUUGUGAUUCUGUUCCCCAUUGGUGUCAUCUUUUUGAGGCUGUUGGAGAAGGUAAGGUGGCACGCUUGGAUACAGGGCUUUGGGAUGGUGCUUGCGGUGUUGGGUGUGGGUGUGGGGAUUAAACUUGGUUUGGAGUAUAAUCAUUCCAAAAACGUCAACUCUGCGCACCAAAUCCUCGGCCUCUUCGUUGUCGUCUUCACCAUCGCCCAAUUCACCCUAGGAUUCAUUCACCACCGCAUCUACAAGAAGCACUCCCGACCCACCAUCAUGGGCAAAAUUCAUCUCUACAUGGGUCCCUUCAUCCUGCUCGCCGGGGCCAUAAACGGCUUUUUGGGC
Messenger RNA from Lindgomyces ingoldianus, 1253 nucleotides. Its product is annotated as CBD9-like protein. The annotation marks the transcript as partial. NCBI's taxonomy places the organism in Eukaryota, Fungi, Ascomycota, Dothideomycetes, Pleosporales, Lindgomycetaceae. The record is from RefSeq and is a predicted model, not a curated record. The transcript has 4 exons.